AUGUGGUAUAGCAUAUCUUUGCACACAGCUUUUGUUUUGAGGCCGCAUACUUUUCCAGAGUUGAAAAAUGAUGCUUUUGUUAAAGCUGCAAGAGGUGAAGAAACAGAUUACGUCCCUGUCUGGUGCAUGAGACAAGCAGGAAGGUACCUUCCAGAAUUCCGAGAAACACGAGCAGGGCAGGACUUCUUUGUGACGUGUCGAACACCAGAAAUCUGCUGUGAGCUGACACUACAGCCUCUGAGACGGUUUCCAUUUGAUGCUGCUAUAAUUUUCUCUGACAUCUUGGUGGUACCGCAGGCACUGGGGAUGGAAGUUACUAUGGUACCAGGAAAAGGACCAACAUUCCCAGAACCGUUGAAGGAACCCGAGGACCUAGUCAAACUCUGUCAGAGUGUAGAUGUGAAUGCAGAACUUGGGUAUGUGUUUAGUGCCAUUACACUGACAAGACACAAGCUGGAAGGGAAAGUGCCUCUCAUAGGAUUCUCUGGAGCACCGUGGACUCUAAUGACCUACAUGAUUGAAGGUGGAGGCUCCAACACAAUGUCAAAAGCUAAACGUUGGUUGUAUCAAUAUCCUGAGGCAAGCCACAAGUUACUGACUCUCUUGACUGAUGUUAUUGUAGACUACCUUGUUGGACAGGUGGCAGCUGGUGCACAGGCUUUGCAGGUAUUCGAGUCGCAUGCUGGGUAUUUAGGAGCCAUGCAGUUCAAUGAGUUUGCAUUGCCAUACAUUCGAGACAUUUCAAAGAGAGUGAAGGCAAAACUGAAGGCGUCCAGCUUACCCACAGUGCCAAUGAUCGUCUUUGCCAAGGAUGCACAUUAUGCCAUAGAGGACCUGUCUCAGUCAGGAUAUGAGGUUGUAGGCUUAGACUGGACAGUCUCUCCCAAAGUUGCCAGGGAAAAGGCAGGAAAUAGCAUUACUCUUCAAGGUAACAUGGAUCCUUGUGCAUUGUAUGCACCCAAGGAGAAAAUUGGAGAAAUUGUUAAGAAGAUGAUUGACGAUUUUGGGACCCAGCAUUAUAUUGCAAACUUAGGACAUGGACUGUAUCCUGACAUGGACCCUGAUCAUGUGGGAGCAUUUGUGGAAGCUGUUCACAAUCAUUCACGUCACACUGGCAAAAACUGACUUAACAUUCCUCUAGCACAGUGGCCACCUCAAAACUGAAUGAAGGAAGAAAUCAUGUAUAUCUGUUUUUUGGAGGUAACAGGACAAUCAGAAAACAGUAAUUCUUCAUGUGUUCUGCAAUACUGCACAAGGAUGGAGAUUAAAUUAAAACCGUAUGCUUGUAAUAAAAAACUUGAAACAGUU
Molecule: messenger RNA, 1308 nt
Organism: Protopterus annectens (West African lungfish)
Lineage: Eukaryota; Metazoa; Chordata; Ceratodontiformes; Protopteridae
Gene: UROD
Product: uroporphyrinogen decarboxylase
Exons: 10
Coding region: 1-1125 (374 amino acids)
Biological process (GO): heme biosynthetic process
Cellular component (GO): cytosol
Molecular function (GO): uroporphyrinogen decarboxylase activity
Source: RefSeq, a predicted model, not a curated record